AUGCUACCAGACAGUGGUGAGACCAGCAAGCUCGGAAGGAAGCGGCCCAUUAAUAUAAGGUGCGGUCGUGAUUAUCAUCUCCUGCAGGCUGGUGAGGUUCUGGAUGCUACUGCUGGGAAUGGCACCUCGCCAUGCACGACCACUGAGCCGAAGAACUCGAAGAUUGGUGAGCUCUCCAAGAAACGAAGGGAUGGAAGUUCUUGCAUUUUCGUCAAACAUGUCCACCAUGUCAAGAAUGACGAGACUGGAAAGGUCGCUGAUUCCAUACGGUAUUCCACCGGUGAACUGAUUCCCGUCGAGACUGAGGUCCAGAUACUUGAGCGCGGUGAGAUCGAAGAAGCAGUCUGGAAGUGUGGCACUCAAGCUCAUGGACCUGGACAAGUCGAGCUGCUCGAGACUGGUGGCGUCGCAGAUACUUCUCAGGAGUUUGCUGCUGAAGAUGUUGCUGCUCAAGUUCAGGAACGUCAGGUUCGGCAUUGCGGUGCCGAAGCACUGCGGAACGGCGCCGUGAAACUGGGAGUGAUUGAGCGAGAGGUGCUCAAGGUUCUGUCCAAAUGCCGCAGGCUAACGAGGUUGCUGAUGUUCGUCGGCAACUGUCCCAUAAGUGAGCUCCCCGCCAGCGAAAGAGCCUCGAGACCCAUCAUGGAGCCUAUCUCCGGAGGAAUGGCCAUGGAGAGCUGGACCGUGGAGAGAUCGAGAUAACGAAGGUACUCCAGCUGUGGAAGUUGGAGAAGCCCCAGUCGAUGGAAAUAACGUUCCCGUGGCUGUUUGAGAACCGCGAGGUGGUGAGACGAUGGUUAUAUCUUUUCUAC
This is a messenger RNA of Selaginella moellendorffii, 812 nucleotides long. RefSeq lists its product as uncharacterized. The transcript is spliced from 6 exons. Bases 1 to 702 code for a protein of 233 amino acids. Lineage: Eukaryota; Viridiplantae; Streptophyta; Lycopodiopsida; Selaginellales; Selaginellaceae. The record is from RefSeq and is a predicted model, not a curated record.